This is a messenger RNA of Ipomoea nil (Japanese morning glory), 525 nucleotides long. RefSeq lists its product as uncharacterized. The transcript has a single exon. Bases 1 to 525 code for a protein of 174 amino acids. Lineage: Eukaryota; Viridiplantae; Streptophyta; Magnoliopsida; Solanales; Convolvulaceae. The record is from RefSeq and is a predicted model, not a curated record.
AUGAGAGAGAGGUUUUAUCCAUCGCACGUCCGAGCCGCCAUGUACGAGGAGUUCUUACAUCUCCAGCAGGGCUCGUCAUCUGUGGUGGAAUACCACAAGCGCUUCUUGGAGCUUGCCCGUUUUGCAAGGAUGCCGGUCCCCACCGAGCUCGCGAAGGUGGAGAAGUUCGUGGCAGGGCUCAACUAUGAAGCCCGGAAGGCAUUGACUGUGAGCAAGCCGAGUACCCUGAAGGAGGCUUAUCUUAGCGCGACAGAUCUAUACAGAGUACAACAGUUGCAGCGAGGGUCGUUUGGGUUCGUCAAGAAGAUGAAUGAAGGAAGUGGGGCCCACAAUUUCAAGAAGCCGAGACAAGACUUCCGAUCCAGACCCGCGUCUUCCCCACCUCAAGGAUCAACUCGGGCGGAGAAUGGAGCUCAAGAGAGGACUUUUGCCUGCAAGAGAUGUGGAAAGGAACAUGUGGGGAAAGAUUGUCAAGGACUUGCACUCCGAUUUUUCAAGUGCCCAAAGAGGGCACAAGGCAUUUGA